CUCACCCACUGCCAUCGAGCGCUCGAACAACAAGCCUUCCAAGCUGAUACACAACCAGGGCCCAGUGGAGAAGAGAGCGAGUGGGAGAGAGAGAGCCAGGAAGACGACGAUGGCGGCGGCGGCCCAGUGGGCGGUGGUCGUGGCGGUGGCGGCGGCGGCGGCGGCGACGCUGGCGGGCGGCGACAUGAACGCGGACAAGACGGAGUGCGCGGACCAGCUGGUGGGGCUGGCGCCGUGCCUGCAGUACGUGCAGGGGCAGGCGCGCGCGCCGCCGCCCGACUGCUGCGGCGGCCUCCGGCAGGUGCUCGGGAAGAGCCCCAAGUGCCUGUGCGUCCUCGUCAAGGACAAGGACGACCCCAACCUGGGCAUCAAGAUCAACGCCACCCUCGCCCUCGCCCUCCCCUCCGCCUGCGGCGCCACACGCGCCAACGCCUCCCACUGCGCCCAGCUCCUGCAUAUUCCUCCGGGAUCGAAAGACGCCGCCGUCUUCAGCCCCGGCGGCGACAAGGGCUCCGCUGCUGCCCCAGCCAAGGACAACUCGACGGCGACGACCGACUCGCGCGGGCUGCAGGCGACCAACGGGGCCGGCCGCGUCUCCUCGGCGGCGACCAACGGCGUUGCGCUUACGGCGCUGCUCGCAGGCUACCUUCUCCUGCUCGUGCCGGAGCUGUCGCCUAGCUCAUUCUAGACCUCUGUCAAGUGCUCCCCCAAGAAAUCACCGGGAUGUGUCAUGCUGUAAUAGUUCGUGACAGAUAACCUGUACGUUCGUGUUGGUGUUGUGCUGCUUUACUGUUGUAUGCUACUGGUGUUAAGCGUACGGGUGUGUAAGCCAAGCUAGACGAUGGGUUUCGCUGGCUUGAAUUUGUUAUACCAGCGCCUCUGGUUUCUGAUCUUUA
This is a messenger RNA of Panicum hallii, 896 nucleotides long. Its product is annotated as protein YLS3-like. The record is from RefSeq and is a predicted model, not a curated record. Lineage: Eukaryota; Viridiplantae; Streptophyta; Magnoliopsida; Poales; Poaceae. Gene Ontology annotation, molecular function: lipid binding. The coding region runs from base 110 to 688 and encodes 192 amino acids. The transcript has 3 exons. Gene Ontology annotation, biological process: lipid transport.